This is a messenger RNA of Tripterygium wilfordii, 1419 nucleotides long. RefSeq names its product esterase-like. The transcript is spliced from 5 exons. The record is from RefSeq and is a predicted model, not a curated record. Bases 57 to 1229 code for a protein of 390 amino acids. Lineage: Eukaryota; Viridiplantae; Streptophyta; Magnoliopsida; Celastrales; Celastraceae. Gene Ontology annotation, molecular function: hydrolase activity, acting on ester bonds.
UAUAUAUAUGUGUGUGUGUGUGUGUGUGUUAUAAAUAAAACAUAAUUCGCUGAUCCAUGGAGCUCCCAUGCACCAACAUCUCUUUCUAUGUACUCUUCCUUGGUUUAGUUACCUGCAUUUGGAAUCCCAUCUUGUGUUUAGAAGAAUGUGACUUCCCUGCCAUCUUUAACUUUGGUGAUUCAAAUUCGGACACCGGGGCCUUAUCUGCAACUACCUUGCUCCCUCCCCCUACUCUGCCUUUUGGAGAGACAUUUUUUCAUAUGUCUACGGGGAGGCUUUCUGAUGGACGCGUCCUCAUCGAUUUUAUUAGCAAAAGCUUUGGGCUGCCAUUUCUGCAUGCAUAUCUUGAUUCCUUGGGAGCCAACUUCUCGCAUGGUGCAAACUUUGCCACCUCAGGAUCCACCAUACAACCACCGAUUCAAGCUUUCCCGGUGCCCGGGGGAUACAGUCCAUUCUAUCUUGGAUUACAGUAUGACCAAUUAGAAGAAUUCAAACUCCAAUCACAAAUCAUCCGACAAAAAGGUGGAAUAUUUGCAAGUUUGGUGCCUAAAGAGGAGUAUUUUUCUAAAGCUUUGUAUACGUUUGACAUCGGUCAGAAUGAUAUUGGAGUAGCAUUAUUUUUGCGUAACAUGUCUAUACAACAAGUUAAAGCUUCUAUUCCUAAUUUCAUCAAUGACUUCGUUACAAAUCUAAAGGAUGUAUACAAGUUUGGAGGAAGAUCAUUUUGGAUUCAUAACACAGGACCAAUAGGUUGUUUAACUUCUUCUUUGGUGACCUCUCCUUCAGCCGAGAAGGACAGUGUUGGUUGUGUAAAGCCUUUCAAUGAAGUAGCUCAGUAUUUUAACUUUAAGUUGAAGGAAGCUAUAAGGCAAUUGAGGAUGAAUUUCUCUGAUGCUGCUUUCACUUAUGUUGACGUCUACUCUGUGAAGUACUCUUUGUUUCAAGACCCAAAAAAAUAUGGAUUUGAGUUUCCGCUGAUAACAUGUUGUGGCACUGGAGGCAUGUACAACUUUACUUUUGGUCUUCCAUGUGGACGAAGCACACUAGCCAAUGGCACACAAAUAUAUGUUGGUUCAUGCAAAAACCCUAAUGUUCGGGUGAAUUGGGAUGGUGGACACUAUACAGAGGGAGCUAACAAAUUUAUUUUUGAUCGAAUUUCAACCGGGGCAUUUUCAGACCCACCGGUUCCCUUGAGAAUGGCAUGCCACAAGACCACAGUUCCCAAGUAAAUGGAGCAAAUGUACUAGUUUUUGUAUGAUCUAAUCAGAAACAUGUUCAUUGUUUCUAUAAAUAUAUACGUAUUUGCAAUAAGGGUCUCCACCUUUUAUGUAUGGGUGGGGUUGCUACUAUUAAGAAAUAAAUAAGAAAUCCGAUGUAAUAUGCUAUGAAUAAAACUCUAUUUAACAUCCUUCCUAGUCA